Molecule: messenger RNA, 4205 nt
Organism: Miniopterus natalensis
Lineage: Eukaryota; Metazoa; Chordata; Mammalia; Chiroptera; Miniopteridae
Gene: C18H19orf12
Product: chromosome 18 C19orf12 homolog
Source: RefSeq, a predicted model, not a curated record
UCCGUGAUGAGAGCCAUUGGUGGAGCCCGCAGCCCGGGCCUGUGCCCUGACCGGGAAUCGAACCCCGAUCGCCGGGUAUCAGGUCGAGCGCAGCCGCCGAGCCGCCCGGCCCGGCUCCUGAUUUUCAAAUACCAGCAACUGUUCACCUAGAAAUAAAAAGCCGCUCAGGGGGAGAGCAGCGGCACCCACCCGAGGUCAGGAAGAGCAGCUCCUGGGAGCCUUGACUCGGGCAGAGCCCGGACGGUGCCCCCGGAGAAGACAGGCGGGUGGUGGAGAGGGGAGCGGCUCCGUCCCUGGGGGGAGCGGCUCCGCCCGGUGAGCCGGUGACGCGGGAAGCGGAUCGCGCUGUGUUUCGGCCCCGCUGGCGGCCCUGCCUUAUCUCUGCAAACAGUUCUGGAAGCCAGGCUGCGCGCUUCCUUUGCUCAGCUUCAUGGGUGAACGGGCGGUGCCCUCCUUCCCCGCUGAGUGGCUGCUGCCAGGUGCUGUCCCUUUGCAGUUAGGACACUGUUUUAUUGUUGUGACAUUCGUGUGCGGACAAGUCCUGACCUGGGAGAGGUGAAGGGCUCUCUCCCAGGGAGGAGGCGGUGUGCGCCCUGUCCCCCGUGGUGGCCGCUGGCGAGCAGAGGGGCUGGGAGCCAGGAGGGGUGGGACACCCAGGACUCCCGCAGUCGGCACGGGCCCGGGCACACCUGAGUGCCCCUCCGGUCUCCUGGGCAGCCCUGCAGGGCCGGCCCCUCCACUGCCUCUCAAACCCCAUUUGGCAAACAGACACAUCUGGGGGACACCUAUUGCAAUUUCUGAACUCAAGGACCGAGUAGUGGCCGUCCGGUGUCCUGGGUAAGGCUCCUUCAGAGUCCUGCUGUCCAAAGCAAGGCUGAAGACCACCUGGGGCUGGUUGUGAAGGGCCGAGUCUUCCCCACCCGUGCUGACUGAUACCUUCAGUGACCCUGUGUCCAUGGGAAAUCCCUAACCUCGAGAAUGUCAGAGGGAAAGGGCAAUUACAGGCCCUGGAGCGGGGACCCCUCUCAGCUCUCCUGGGACUGCAGAGAAGUUCUGAUACCUGCCUGGGAUAUUGUAGGUCCACAGAUUUGAUCUGAGGACUCACAGUUUUCUCCCAGGACUGGGAGGAUAAUCAUACAUGAGAGCCGGGUCUGAAUUAUUUGUGGUUCAUAAAAACCCCUCAUCUGACCAAAGACAUUGAGCAAUAGGCUGCCUGAAAUGUCAUCUGUUCCCUCAGCAACUGUUUGCAUGAGUCAGCCCAAGGGAAAGGGGAGGAGAGCCCCGGCCUGGCUCCAGCUGAAGCUGAAGCUACACUUUGAUUUUACUUCCCAGCCUUGCCAGCUGGGGGUGCUCUACCCCCACGACCCUAGGCAGGGCCCACCCUGUCCUCCUGCCCUGCCAUUUCCCCACCAGCCAGCUUGACCAACAGUCUUCUGACCCCUGGAAUUGUAAUGCCAUCGUUCUGGAGGUCGAGUCCUGCUCCCGUACGGACCAUGAGCACUCAAGGGCCUGGAACCGCUUUAUUUUUUUUAUUCUGUGGCUGUCUCAUCUCCUGCCUGGUCCCGGCCCAUGAGCAGAGGUGGGUCGCCUUUUAAAGUGAUAGCUUUUGGAAGCCAGGGGUGUAGAUCAGUAGUGGGGUGUUGACCUAGAGCCAUCAUGUGGAGAGUCUGCAGGGUCCCCGCCCCGGGCAGUUGGCACACAGCCCUGCAGAGUCUAGCCUGUCGGUGCCUCACCUGGCUUACAGCCAGGAGUCUGACACCUGCUCAGGGCCCCCCAGCGGGCAGGUGCAGUCCUGUGUGUCCCCCUCUCUGGCUUGGCCUGAGCCAGUGCCCUGUCACCCGGAGGACGCGGGGCUGGGACUUGCUGCACUCUGCCUGGCUCUUCCUCCCCAGCGAUGAACACGCGACAGAGGACUUGUCACGUGACAGUGCUGUUGUCACCCCGCGGCAGAGCUUCGGUCCUCAGCAACCUAGGAAGAGUGAGCUGUGGGUGGAGACCCUCUCCCCAGAAGUCAAGCUGCGAGGCCGCCAAGAUGCCCCUCGUGGUGGGAGACAUCAUGAAGCUGCUGUGCUCUGUUUCCGAGGCGAGGAAGAUGAAGGCGGCCGUCAAGCACUCGGGAAGGGGCGCCCUGGUCACUGGUGCCGUGGCCUUUGUUGGUGGCUUGGUUGGUGGCCCACCGGGACUAGCAGUUGGGGGCGCUGUCGGAGGGCUCUUAGGGGCCUGGAUGACAAGUGGGCAGUUUAAGCCCGUCCCUCAGAUCCUAAUGGAGCUGCCGCCUGCUGAGCAGGAGAAGCUGUUCAACCAGGUCACAGCUAUUGUCCAGAACCUGGAGUGGACAGAUGCCGUGCAGCUGACCAUGCUGGUCAUGGGCAGUGAGGCCCUGCAGCAGCGGCUGCUGACCUUGCUGGUGGGCUACAUCACCAAGGAGCUCCAGGCUGAAGUGCAGUAUGGCGACUAGCCCCCGGGGCAGGGGUCUUGCAGGAGGUGACGGGGGCUGGGCUGCCCCACUCUGCCCUGCAUCACCUUAACAGCAGUGAGCUCCUGCAGAAGAGGUUCUGUUGGGCUGGAUCCUGCUCUUGAAAAUACCGAUGAGGACCUCGUGUGGUGUGACCACAUGCGAAGCAGGUGCCAAGCGGAGGUGUGCCUAUGGCUGACACAGGGACAGUUUAUGAGACCGCUCUCCCGACAUGAGCCUGGAGGGUGUCGUGCUCAGCCACUGAUCUGUGAAGGUGACUUCUGUCCCAGGCACCCAUUGCAGGACUGGGCCCUGUCUGGGCCCAGGGUGUAGGGACCUGGCAGCCAGCCCUGAAGGAAUCAUGCCAACCUCCUGAGAGCACCCCUGCCCCCAGGCCCUUCCAAGUGGCCUGGGGGCACCAAGUGCACCCAGUCCUUCCCCACCAGCCUGGCCUUACUUUCCUUCUGGAUUCUGCUUUUUGAUUUAACUGCUUUCAGUACUAGGUGUUGCUCUUUGUAAGUGGUAGGAUCAGGAUCACAAACCAUCUCUAAGAAGUUUCCACCCACUGGAAGUUUCUCAAACACUGUUCCUGCUUUUAGAACCACAGCUGCACUGUCUUCAGACAUGAUACAUUUCCUGAAGUCUUUGUCCCACACCUUUCCUGUGAAGCAUCUCUAACCCAGGCACCGUUUGCUCCCAGCAGGAACAAAGGGCAGGUAUGGGGUUGAUGGCUUUAAAACAUGAAAGGGAGCCCUGGAUUCCCUGCCUGUCACCUGCCUUUCCAGGCUGCUUGGGCCUCCCUAUGCUGCCAGGGUGCACCUUCCCGGCCUCCCUGGGGGUACGGGGGCAGGGAGAGGCCCUCCAACCCAGGAGGGUCAGAUCCCGCAUCUCCACGUGUAUAAAGAAAACUUGAGGGUGAAUUCAAACCCACGGUGCUUAAGGAAGGAUGGAGCCUUUGUCUCUCAGAGAAUUGCUCUCCAGCUGCCUCAUCCAGCACAGGCCAUACUCCAGGAGUUGACCAGCUGCCUCAAUCAUUUCUGUGCUGCUUGAGGGGUGGGCAGGGAGGGCCAUUUGGAUGAUUCUCUUCAGAGAAGGUGACUGGGGGUUAUUCAUGUGGGGUCCUCUGCCAGCCCCAGGGCCACAGGGGUCCCUGCCCAGAGGCCAGAGGUCCCACGUGGAUGUCCACUGAAGCCCCUCCCCUGCCGGCCUGCCUUACCCCUGGGAAAACAGCAUGGGGAGGAGAUGGCCCCACUCCGGACCCAGCUGCGCUGGAUGCUGCAGGCCUUGCUGAGCAAGUCGCCUGUGACUAGCUGGGGCCUGGGUGGCUUGCAGUGGGCUUUGGGCUGAGAGCUGCCCAGCCCUCGAGGCCCCGCUUCCUCAGGAGCUGAAAGUACUUACCUGGCUCUCCUUUAGGCUCUCUCAGCUCUUGGGCUUUUAGUAUUUCCUUGUGAAAAAUCUCCAUUUCCUUAUUUUUGAAUAGGCCACACCAGCCUGGCAGAAAACCAGGCACAAACAGGAGGGUUCCUUCUCUGCCGAUCCCGGCCCAGCCCCCCCCAGAUGCAGCCCCUCUUAUCAAUCAACGCCUGUGCAUUCUGUUUUAAAAUCAUGUUUGAAAAUGAGUCCUUUCCUUUUAUUUGUCAAUGUUUAUUGCUGAAGACUUGGACAAACCCAGAAGAGUGUAAUAAAAUAGAAAGUGCUACAAAUUCCACCUCUCGGACAACCACUAUUAAACCUGGUACAUUUUGUGCAA